Scophthalmus maximus (turbot) is the source of this 3814-nucleotide messenger RNA. RefSeq names its product ATG7 autophagy related 7 homolog (S. cerevisiae) (gene atg7). The transcript has 19 exons. NCBI's taxonomy places the organism in Eukaryota, Metazoa, Chordata, Actinopteri, Pleuronectiformes, Scophthalmidae. Gene Ontology annotation, biological process: piecemeal microautophagy of the nucleus; C-terminal protein lipidation; protein modification by small protein conjugation. The coding region runs from base 546 to 2708 and encodes 720 amino acids. The record is from RefSeq and is a predicted model, not a curated record. Gene Ontology annotation, cellular component: cytoplasm; phagophore assembly site. Gene Ontology annotation, molecular function: Atg8 activating enzyme activity; Atg12 activating enzyme activity.
CGGAGCCAGUUUCUGAUUCCCAUUCAACAUUAAGGUGAAACUGGGCGCGCGGCUGCUUGCUCACUAUCCCGGAAGUGUUUCGAAAAAGGUUAUUACGUUGGGCCACAUAUUUCACCUGAUGGGAAACCUGAUGGUUCAGAUCCGACUGAAGCGUCAACACGCGUCGCUCGCUCCCUCCCUCGCCGCCGCUGCCUCACAUCCUGGUUCCCACCGGUUCGGUCCGACAUGAAAAGAAACGGCGCGUACAGGUUCCUGUCCGUCUUCUCGUGCUUCGUCGUCUGCGCCUUCUUGUUUUUAUUUUGGUCCUUCAUAUUUUACUCGCUGAUGCGCGCGCCAUAAAACCACGCGACGACGUUCGUGUCGCGCUGAGCUAGCCGACGGUUAGCCUGUCGGGCUAACUACCCACAGUGCACUGCUUUAUUGACAAGUCACCGCCUGUCACAUGAUCAGCCGCACCCGGAAGUGAGGAUUUCUGAUAUACAGAGCCUGCGAGGAACCUACAGCUGUUUCAUUUGCACAGCUGGUAACCCGUUGGCGAAGUUGUGAUGGCGUCUGACACCAGGGGAGCGGCGGACUCUGCUGCAGACCUCAAGCUGCAGUUUGCUCCCUUCAGCAGCGCCCUGGAGGCAGGUUUCUGGCACCAGCUCACUCAGAAGAAGCUCAAUGACUACAGGUUGGACGAGAGCCCCAAAUGUAUCAAAGGAUACUACUACAAUGGUGACCCAGUGGGUUUGCCCACACGCCUGACUUUGGAGUUCAGUGCAUUUGAUGUGGACGGUCCGACCCCAGCCCGUUGCUGUCCAGCUGUUGGAACGCUGUACAACACCAACACACUUGAUGCCUUCAAGACCGCUGAUAAGAAGGCUCUGCUGGAGAAAGAGGCCAAAGAGAUAUGGGAUGCCAUACAGUCUGGGGCUGCAGCGAAGGACCCUUCCAUCCUCUGUAGAUUUAUUCUGCUGACAUUUGCAGACCUGAAGAAGUACCAUUUUUAUUACUGGUUUUGCUUCCCUGCUCUCUGUUUCCCAGAGGGCAUAAAGAUUGUCAAGCCACCUUCUGUCCUCGAUCAAGUUUUCUCAGCAAAACAGAUCGCAGCCUUGCAGGAGGCCUUUGACGACCUUUGGAUCAAAAGAGGGACCAGUGCAGUUGCUUACUUCCUAAUGAAGUACACAGAUGACACUGUUCAGUUGGCUCCCCUUGGGGACUGGGACACAUUCUUCACUGACACUAAGAAGGUAACUGUGGGUGUCUAUGAUCCAUGUACUCUGUCUCAACAUCCGGGCUGGCCGCUCAGAAAUCUACUGGUCCUCUUAGCGAACCGAUGGGGGUCUAAGCUGGACACAGUGGAGGUGCUGUGUUUUAGGGACAGAACUCUGCAGGGAAGCCGCUCCAUUCAGCACAGCCUCAUCUUCCAGGUCAAACUACCUGAACUGUCCAACAACUCCGCGUGUCCCAAGAGUGUCGGUUGGGAGAAGAAUCCUAAGGGUGCCAUGGGACCCAGGAUGGUGAACCUCAGCGAAUGCAUGGACCCUAAAAGGCUUGCAGAGUCCUCCGUGGAUCUGAACCUGAAGCUAAUGAGAUGGAGGUUGGUUCCGUCCCUCGACCUGGAGAAGGUGGUCAACAUAAAGUGUCUUCUACUGGGAGCUGGGACUCUGGGCUGCAAUGUCGCCAGGACUCUAAUGGGAUGGGGAGUGAGACACAUCACAUUUGUAGACAAUGCCAAGAUCUCGUACUCCAAUCCCGUGCGGCAGCCGCUCUACGAGUUUGAAGACUGUCUCGGAGGAGGCAAGUCCAAAGCCAUGGCUGCUGUCGACCGACUCACCAAGAUCUUUCCAGGCGUGAAUUCAGAGGGCUACAAUAUGAGCAUCCCCAUGCCCGGCCACCCGGUGAAUUUCUCCGAGGCCACUCUCUCCCAGGCCCAGAGGGACGUCGAGCAGCUGGAGAAACUCGUCUCCGAGCACGAUGUGAUUUUCUUACUCAUGGACACAAGGGAGAGCCGCUGGCUGCCGACAGUGAUCGCUGCCAGCAAGAGGAAGCUAGUGGUGAAUGCUGCUCUAGGCUUUGACACAUUUGUGGUGAUGCGCCACGGGCUGAAGAAACCCCCCGUCAGUCCGAAUGUUUCCGCAAGGGGCGACUCUUCCCCUUCCUGCUCCUCUGCCUCCUCUUCGUCCUCCACGCCAGCCGGCUCCGCGCCCUCCGUCCCAGCAUCCUCUCUGUUCUCCAACAUCCCAGGACACAAGCUGGGCUGCUACUUUUGCAAUGAUGUCGUGGCCCCAGGCGAUUCUACCAGGGACCGGACUCUGGAUCAGCAGUGCACUGUCAGCAGACCAGGUCUUGCCAUGAUUGCUGGAGCCCUGGCUGUUGAGCUGAUGGUGUCCAUUCUGCAGCACAGUGAAGAAGGCUAUGCAGUGGCGAGUAGCAGUGAUGACCGAAUGAAUGAACCUCCCACUUCGCUGGGUCUAGUGCCACAUCAGAUCCGAGGCUUUCUUUCGAGGUUCGACAACGUCCUGCCCGCCAGCCUGGCGUUUGACAAAUGCACCGCCUGCUCACCCACUGUCCUGGAGCACUAUGAGAGGGAAGGAUUCAACUUCCUGUCCAAAGUUUUUAAUUCCUCCCACUCCUUCCUGGAAGACCUGACAGGGCUGACAUUGUUGCACCAGGAGACCCAGGCAGCAGAGAUUUGGGACAUGAGCGAUGACGAGAGCAUCUGAAGGACGGGACGAACGAAUCCUCAGCCACCGGAGGACGGGCCGCCGCUGCACUCUUCCAAUGGAUCUCAACAUUUACGAAGGGCGAGGGGGAGUGAAAGGCUUUUUUGGACGCACAUCAUCGAAUUCAAGUAAAUCACAGUAAACUGUUUCAUGCUGAAUAAGCUUUUAAAUUGCUAUUAGUCAGCAUUUGGAUUCAGGAUCAGAGAUCGGAGUUGGACCUUCACAAGUCGAUAUUCCACAUUAUUUCUUUGCCGUCUUAACGAUCAGUCACAUUCGCUCACGGUUUGGAAUCGGCUCCGGUCCUCGAGCUACAAACGCCACAUUACACUCUGCAUUAGUAGUAACUGUCUCUUUAUCAGCACACGUCCUGGAUUUGCUGAAGAGCCUUUUGGCAACGAUUUCCACGUUCUACAUCUGCUCGCUCAUUCAGUUUGGAAAAGGAUGAAUUACAAAAGUCACUAGACGACUCAGCACAUCCGUCCGUCUCCCCGUGUGUUUGUCUGUCAUACAAACAGGAGUUCAUUCUAAAACCAGCUUUUGUUUUGUUGUGAAGCGUCACUCUGAGAUAACAUGCACAGAUGUUACGAUACGGCAACUGAACACUGACUAUUUACUGUUACUUUAGAACAACCUGCAGCCACAGCUGCACAGUUUCCUCUCAAAGAUCCACCGGAGAAGCUGAAGGUCUUUAUGUUUUUGUAACGUGUUGACACAUGCAUGUGCUCUUCUGUACAACUUUUCUUUGUUCUUUUUACUCUGUGCCCUGCGUCUAAUCUGCAUAUGUCGAAUUUACACUUAAAAAAAAAUGUAACUUGUGUAAUAUGUUCAGUGUUAAGAGAAGUAUGUCAACAGCAGCUCGAUACUCGUGGAUGAGGAUUAGCACAAAGUCGAGAUUGAAUGUCAGAGUUGUGAGAAAAUCUAUUUGAUUCAAUUCCACAGUUUUACACUUUUGCCUCCAGAUUUAUCAUCACACGCGAGAUUAAGCUCAGGAUUCAGACUUUGUUUUUCAUAAUUCUGUUUGUUCUAAGAACUGUUUUUGGUGCCCUGGUUCUCAUCUUUAAGUAUAUAACCGGAAAAAAAACUGGAAUAAAAUGUAUGUGAUUAAA